AUGGAAAGAAUCAAUGAUUCUGUGUUGACAGAAUUUGUCUUGGUGGGGCUUUCUGCCCACCCAAAACUCCAGACAGUUUUCUUUGUGCUAGUUUUGUGGAUGUACGUGAUAAUCCUGCUUGGAAAUGGAGUCCUCAUCUCAGUGAUCAUCUAUGAUUUUCACCUACACACCCCUAUGUAUUUCUUCCUCUGUAAUCUUUCCUUCCUGGACAUUUGCUACACAAGUUCUUCUGUCCCACUGAUUCUUGACAGCUUUCUGACUUUAAGGAAAAAAGUUUCCUUCCCUGGGUGCAUGGUGCAAAUGUUCCUCUCCUUUGCCAUGGGAGCCACAGAAUGUGUACUUCUAGGCGUGAUGGCACUUGACCGCUAUGUGGCCAUCUGCUAUCCACUGAGGUACUCUGCCAUCAUGACCAAAGGUGUCUAUGUGCCCAUGGCAGCUGGAUCAUGGGUCACUGGACUUGUUGACUCCAUGAUACAGACAUGUCUAGCAAUACAAUUACCGUUUUGUACUAAUAAUGUCAUUCACCAUUUUGUCUGUGAAAUUCUGGCUGUAUUGAAACUGGCCUGUGCUGAUAUUUCAAUCAAUGUGAUCAGCAUGGCAGGGUCAAAUCUGAUUGUCCUAGUUAUUCCACUGCUAGUUAUUUUGAUCUCUUACAUUUUUAUUGUUGCUACCAUUCUGAGGAUCCCUUCCACUGAGGGAAAACGUAAGGCCUUCUCCACCUGCUCAGCCCACCUGACAGUGGUGAUUAUAUUCUAUGGAACCAUCUUCUUCAUGUAUGCAAAGCCCAAGGCUAAAACUUCCACUAGUACAGAUAAUCAAGACAUCAUUGAGGCUCUCAUCUCCCUCUUCUAUGGAGUAAUGACCCCCAUGCUCAAUCCUCUCAUCUAUAGUCUGAGGAACAAGGAUGUAAAGGCUGCUGUUAAGAAUAUGCUGAGUAGGAAAAAUUUCUGAUGAA
Molecule: messenger RNA, 955 nt
Organism: Ictidomys tridecemlineatus (thirteen-lined ground squirrel)
Lineage: Eukaryota; Metazoa; Chordata; Mammalia; Rodentia; Sciuridae
Product: olfactory receptor 13C8
Biological process (GO): G protein-coupled receptor signaling pathway
Cellular component (GO): membrane
Molecular function (GO): G protein-coupled receptor activity; olfactory receptor activity
Source: RefSeq, a predicted model, not a curated record